GUUGUUAUGCUGUUAUGCUUGUUGUGAUUGAUUGGACUCCUUUAUUUCCGGAAUUUAUCUUAAUGAACGACGUCCCUUCUUUAAACUUAGGAAAAUCACAACGUCUGUCUUCAUUUUACAUGUCGCCAAAGGAACCUUCGUAA
Messenger RNA from Funneliformis mosseae, 143 nucleotides. NCBI's taxonomy places the organism in Eukaryota, Fungi, Glomeromycota, Glomeromycetes, Glomerales, Glomeraceae. The record is from the annotation of a GenBank genome assembly.